Drosophila ficusphila is the source of this 803-nucleotide messenger RNA. Its product is annotated as protein Abitram. Lineage: Eukaryota; Metazoa; Arthropoda; Insecta; Diptera; Drosophilidae. Gene Ontology annotation, molecular function: actin filament binding; actin monomer binding. The record is from RefSeq and is a predicted model, not a curated record. The transcript has a single exon. Bases 1 to 669 code for a protein of 222 amino acids. Gene Ontology annotation, biological process: regulation of actin filament polymerization; regulation of filopodium assembly; dendrite morphogenesis. Gene Ontology annotation, cellular component: filopodium tip; nucleus; dendrite.
AUGUCAGUCCUAUCGGAGGAUCCACUGGAAGCCUUUUACUUCGAGCACGAGGAGCAGGAGAUUUGCGGACAGCCGGUUAGUCCCAUAACAGAUGGAUACCAAGAGGAUUACCCCAGCGUUGUGGAUCGCUUCUUCACCAGAUAUUACUAUUUUAAGGGGGAGGUUCCCUACCAAGUCCUCUACCACUCCAAUCGCAUUUGCCUGAUAUGCCUGGCUCCCGAUCACCCUGCAUUAAGUCAGGGCAUCUCGUCUGUAAACUUCGAUAUCGGUAAUGUCGAUCGCAGCCAAAAUGUGGUUAAGGGCAAGGGAAAGAAGGGCGGUAUGAUCCUCCAGGCGGAGUCCACCUUGGCCUUGGUUACCACCGAAAACGGAGAGACCUACAAGGUUCCUAGCUGCAUUCGGGGCAAACUGGUGGAGGUCAACACCGGCUUGGUGGAGGAGCCUAAGCUUCUGGAGCAACUGCCCGAGGGAGCUGGCUAUUUUGCUAUCCUGCUGCCCAAAAUCGAGAACUGUGAUGCCAUCAAGGCGAGUCUGCUGACUCAGGAACAGUACGAGGAGCGUUUAAAGAUCCAGAAGGAAGUACCUAAAACUAAUACCAGCGAUGACACGGAAACCCGUUCUCAUACCGAGGAGAUCGUAAAAAGGGAACUGGUUAAUUCAGUGGCGUAGAUAGCUUUUUGAUAUGGGGGGGGGAUAUGCACAGUCAUCGCGAAAAAAGGGGUGGUUCUUUUUCAAUUUUGAGAGUUUUACCAUUAAUUGCCGUAUUGCACAUUGAGACAAAAUAAAUAUUGGCGCUUCAAAAA